Alternaria alternata is the source of this 1846-nucleotide messenger RNA. RefSeq lists its product as hypothetical. The coding region runs from base 100 to 1725 and encodes 541 amino acids. NCBI's taxonomy places the organism in Eukaryota, Fungi, Ascomycota, Dothideomycetes, Pleosporales, Pleosporaceae. The record is from RefSeq and is a predicted model, not a curated record. Gene Ontology annotation, biological process: lipid metabolic process. The transcript has a single exon.
CUUGUUUGUUUUGUGAUUCCAGGUGCUUAGUAUAUUUUCUUUCUUUCCUAUGUCGUCUGUUUCUUACCAGUGUGCCGUUUUUCGUUCCGUACCGCAAGCAUGUUGUUCAAAUCCUCAGACCCUUGGCCGCACUCGCAUCACGAUUUGAUAAAUCACUACCACGCUCAGUAUGACAAAGCUGUCGCAUCUGGAGAAUACCAACCCUUUCUAUAUCCCUGGGGAACAAUCGGUGCGCUUGUUGUCAUUAUAUACCUUCUUGUCCCACAUCAGAAUCGGCCAUGGCUCAAGAGGUCUCGAUACUUGGCGUUUGCAUGGAUGACGGGCUUUGCAACGUACAGUAAUUUAUACACAAGGACGAGGGCCGUAGCGCCAGCUUUGGGGAUUGGCCUAAUCAAUGCAUGGAGCGUGGCGUGGGUGGGAGCAAUUAUAGUGUGUAACGAUGCACAAACGGACUUCAUGCGUAUUGAAAGAAUGGAAGGCGUUUUCGGAUCCGAUCGAAACCAAGCAAAAGAGAAGAACAGACCGAAUAGCAGUGCUGAAAAUGCCAAAGAAGAUACGGAACAUGCUACAGAAGAGGAUGUCGUCAAUAGUUCAGCCGGACCAAGAGAUCGCCAUGGCCAGUUCGCAUGGCAGCCUUAUCCGCUCAGGCCUUUCGCCGAGCGUCUCGACUGGGUCCUGGAUAUAUUCUGCAACUUCCGCGGCAUGGGCUGGAACUGGCGAACUUCUGCUCUCCCACCGCCUCCCAAGUUCAUCCAGGAGCAACUACACGCCAACUCAGGUGACGUGGUGCCAAAACACUCGUACAGGAUCCACGAUGGACAAGUAAAGCUCUAUACAGACAGGAAAGAGUUGCUCAGGAAGAAUGCGUGGACAUUUGUAAAAGGUUACUUCAUCAUAGAUGCACUGAAGACGACAAUGAUGUGGGAUCCUUAUUUUUGGGGCUAUGUCGACAGAGCACCACCGACAUACCUUCCUUCCAUCCUCACAAACAGUCCGGUCCUAACUCACAUAUACCAUCUGACCCUGUCUAUGCUCGCUGUCAAAUACGCGCUCCAAACCAUCUUCUCCCUAGGACCGCUCGUCUUCUCUGGUUUGCUCUCUCCCUCUCUCCUCGGAGCGCGUGCAGAACCGUGGAUGUACCCCGAAACCUGGGCACCGUAUAGCGUCGUUCUAAACAAAGGACUAGCCGGGUGGUGGGGAAGUUGGUGGCACCAAACUUUUCGGUUUGCAUUCCAGGAACCAAGCCGCAAGCUUAUUGAGGUUUUUGGUAUGGAUAAGAAGAGUCCUGCAGCAAAAGCUUUACAACUGUUCAUCGCUUUCUUCUUGAGCGGCUUCGUACACGGUAGUGGGAGUUGGACUUGUGCUGGAGACACCCGACCACUUCGAGGACCAAUGGCAUUCUUCCUUCUCCAAGCGCUCGGUAUCUUCGCUGAAGUCACUUUAACACAAGCCGCGAAAUCCGCUGGACUAGGUCGCAAUCUACCUGGUUCACUGAAGCAGGGAUUCACCUUCCUCUAUGUCCACGUCUGGUUCUACUUCACAGCCCAUCUUCUCUGCGACGACUUUGCGAGAGGUGGUGUAUGGCUUUUCGAGCCGGUUCCUCUUUCCUUGUUCCGAGGUCUAGGAUUCGGUCCUGAUGCAAGAGACGGAUUGUGGUGCUGGGGUGGGCAACUGGUACGGUGGCAUAGCGGAGAUACAUGGUGGACAACUGGUAUUGCAUUCUAGAGUAUUAAAGAUUCGAUCGUCUUCAAGUUUUGUAUCGCAUAGCUUUGAGUGUGUGCAAGAAGCGUAGUAGACUGUAUUGAUAAGACAAUGGAUUCAGGUAGAACGUGAAACAAUGAUUUUU